This is a messenger RNA of Triticum aestivum (bread wheat), 2566 nucleotides long. RefSeq names its product APO protein 1, chloroplastic. Lineage: Eukaryota; Viridiplantae; Streptophyta; Magnoliopsida; Poales; Poaceae. The coding region runs from base 443 to 1717 and encodes 424 amino acids. The transcript is spliced from 4 exons. Gene Ontology annotation, molecular function: RNA binding. The record is from RefSeq and is a predicted model, not a curated record.
ACCUACGGGCCAUGUGUGAAUAACAAACGGAGAUAUUUUCACUCUUGCUGUUCUUAUCUCUCUCCGCCACUCGUGCAACGCUCGUCGCCGCCCGUCAACUCCGGCCACUGCCCACUGGUGCGUAAAGCAAAACUCCACCCUCCUCCAGCGUCCUCUUCUCCAGUGUAGCCUCCGUGCCCGCGACUUACCCAAUAGUUUCUCCGCUGGGCUCGGCAGUAGCGCUCCCUGCCUACGGACGCGCGCGAGGAGACGGCGCCUCGAGCUUACCCAAUAGUUUCUCUUCUUGCUUUGCCGGCGCCGCUGCCGCCCUUCCUCCGCCACCGGCAUCGUCUGCUCCUCCUCCGCAUCCGGGCAACCGAAGCAGCAACUGAACCCACAUUAAGUUGCCCUCCGUAUCUGCUGAAUUUAGCAGCGCCCCUUUUUGGGGGGCUGGGGUUGUGCCAUGGAGAUACUUAACUGUAAGGGCGUUCGUUUUAGCUUGACAGGCAUCAAUGGAACCAGGGCCAACCAGUUAGUAAAGAUAGGAUCCCAACCUCAACGAGUUGGCCGGGCAAGGUCAGUAACAUGCUGUGAGUACUCUCCUGAUCCUGCUAGCAAGAGGCAUGAGAGGUAUCAGCAACAACCACAAAAUGUUGAUCUCCCAGAAUUACACCCAAAGAACAAAAAGAAGCCCUUUCCUGUCCCGAUUAAAAAGAUGCUGCAAGCUUCCCGCAAAGACAAGAGGCUUGCACAGAUGAGGAUAGAGAAGCCUCUUGAGCCCCCAAAGAACGGUUUGCUUUUACCAGAGCUUGUCCCUGUUGCCUAUGAAGUCCUUGAUAACUGGAAAGUGCUCAUCAGAGGCAUCUCUCAGCUUUUGAAUGUUGUUACAGUUUUUGGUUGCAGAAAAUGCCCUCAAGUCCAUGUUGGCCCAGUUGGCCACCAGAUACAAGAUUGCUAUGGUUCAGGAAGCCAGCGUCGAAAUAGUCACCACUCUUGGAUCAGAGGAUCCAUCAACGAUGUGCUCAUCCCGAUCGAAUCUUACCAUCUUUUUGACCCAUUUGGCCGGAGGGUCAAGCAUGACACCAGGUUUGACUUUGACAGGAUUCCAGCAAUUGUUGAGCUAUGCAUUCAAGCUGGUGUCAACCUACCACAGUAUCCCACAAGGAGACGGGCUGCUCCUGUGCGGAUGAUUGGCAAGAAGGUUAUUGACCGUGGCGGAGUUGUCGAUGAGCCUAAGCCACACCGAUCGGAGGACUGUAUAUCUCUUCUUGCUGAGCUUGACACAUUUAGCAACCAACAGGGCCAGACACCCAUGCCAACCAAUGUGAAAGAGCAUGCAGAGAGGACACUGAAAGCAUACUGCAAUGUCCGGCAGGGUGUUGCGCAGCUGAUGAGCAAGUAUACGGUAAAAGCAUGCGGGUACUGCUCUGAGGUCCAUGUUGGUCCAUGGGGACACAAUGUGAAGCUCUGUGGGGCUUUCAAGCACCAGUGGCGAGACGGCAAGCACGGGUGGCAGGAUGCUGUUGUGGAUGAGGUCAUACCACCGAACUAUGUGUGGCAUGUCCCUGACCCCACUGGCCCUCCUCUCAGAUCCUCCCUAAGGAGUUUCUAUGGCAAAGCUCCGGCCGUCGUCGAGCUAUGUGUGCAGGCGGGAGCUGAAAUACCUGAAGAGUACCGGCCAAUGAUGAGGACUGAUAUCAUCAUCCCAGACCCCGAUGAAGCUCGGAUGGCUGCAUGAAAACGAUGUUCUGCCCCUGCACUUCUGAAGAUGCCCGGAGUCCAAAUUCCAGCCGAAGGUGCUUAUUACCCGCACCCGGAUGCCUCAUGGUUGGGCCCUGUCAUAUUGCCUGAGGCAGCAGCAAAUGCAUAGGCUGUAUUAUAAUACUAAUACUAUGCUGAACCACGACCAGACAUACUCUCAAAAUUGAUUCAUAGAUCUGCUAAAAGUAUUCAUCAAAAGGUGAUCCUCGAAUAUCCUGCCUUCGCUCGCCUGUCUUCCUAGUGAUACUAUGCAUCUUGCGACCAUUUGAUCACUGCUUUGCUGCAGAUGCACAACUUGAAGAAAGGAAGUGGAAAAGGAUGUCCUCUGCUAUGGUGCAUAUAACCUUGUUUAAUGGCGUGAGAUGCCUUAUGCUUCCCUAUGCUAGACUGUGAGGCACUUACGAUGGCUCGAUACAGAUGGCUUCCCCCUUUCCUCUGCUGGUACCAUGCUUAAUGGCGAGCUGAUUCUUGGGAUUAAACUAAUCGCCGAGAUUUGUUCGGGUAUUUGUGCGUCUGGCUGUGAUUAAUCAUGGCCUAAAAGCUGUGCAACUUGUAGCUGCCCCCAGAAUCCCAGAUCAUCGCUCCCGGUGCGGCUACAUGUAUACCGUCAGAUUUAUCGGUAUAAUGUACUCUCUCCUCUACUCUUUUGUGCUGUAUACUCUGUAACAUGGCUGCGAAAGUUGUAUCAAAUGGAUGGUUAGAGAGCCAUGAAGUGGAAUUAGUAUAUUUGUUUCUGAAGGAUGUAUGACAGGCUAUUCAGCCAGCCUGAACAAUGCUUCCAUGCUCUUCUCAGCAGUGAACUGCAGAUAUCAUAAACCAUUUGCAA